AUGCUCAAUCUGUCCGUACGAGAACUUCCCGCAUGUGAACACAUUCAACGCGUUCUAGUCGAUUUAGAGUUGACAGGGCCUAGUCGCAAAAGGUUCAGCCAAGCACUCGUGUUGAUAUGUUUCACAAGUACCAACGACGCGCAAAGCUUGGAGGAUCUAUGUGGUUACGACGAAGACGAUGUAAUCGGCCUAGUGAGGCAGAAAAUGCGAGACUUGCAGACUGGCUCUGACGACGACACAUGGAAGCACCAAGUUGCAUUAAUUCGAUGUGUCUUGGAGCAGUCUCAUGCUAUGAAGAGCUACCAUCAACAAGAGAUUUUCGAUUGCACUCGGACAUUUCAGCAAAACCGGAAGACAUACCUGUCUAUGGUCGGUAUCGGGUCUGAGGUAACCUAUGUGGAGAUCGCCAAGCUUGCAGGAAUCAUCAGACAAUGCAAGUUGCUACAGAGGGAACCAAGCAUGGACAAUCUACAACAAUUUCUGCGACCAGAGUAUUUACCUAUUCGCACACGCGAGAGUCUGCCAUGGGAAGCGCAAUGUGGCCUUUCCUAUGGGGAUGCUCAGAAGUUCACGGCAUUUACCGCUAGCGUUGCGCGCGAGUUCAGUUGCACUUGGGACGACGAUCAUGAGGCCCUCUUCAUCAUCUUUCGACGCCUCCAAAGUACUCGACUAGGGCUUCCUGAGGACUAUUUGCACCCCGUACGCAAUCGUCUCCGGAACAGCAUUCGAGAUUGCCAAACGCCGAGCCGGCUAGUGUUGUAUGUGGUUGCCUCCUUCGCUUUGAGCAAGGAUGAGCUGACUCAACACUCCAUACAUGAGUUUCUGAAUCUGCAGACCAACAAUGUAUCGCGUGCGACGAUCAACUCCUUGGCCCGCGCGUUAGACAAGUCUAUGAGGUCCUGGCCUAUAUGGAGAGGGCAGGCUGCGAAGUUCAUGUCGGUUCUGUUGGGGGAGGCGGUUAACGUCAAGGACAUGAGAAACAUGUGUACCAAAGAAGGAAGCACAUGCAUUGACUGGGAUGACUAUUGGUAUACAAGAUUUGAUGGCCAGACUAGCCAUGAUUCUGCAAAAGCUAUUAUGGCUUAUACGGACGAUUUCGGAGACGAUUUGCGUGACCACGCCAUGGGGUUCAACCAAGGUUUCCGUGAUGCGCAACAUCUGUGGAGCCGGCAUAUGGGCAAAAACUCCGUGUGUCUGAGCCAAGAGGUAGUAGGGGUCAUUCGCGAUUGGAACAGGUGGGAGUGGCCCAAGGCCGACAAAGUCGUAUUGCGCGAAGCUCUGAUGCAUUUGAGGAGGGCUAUUCACGAAACAGCUAGACGCCAUGAUGUCUCGGUGAAAACUUGGUAUUUGUCUGACGAGGAAAAGUGUUGGGAGCUCUAUGUGUUCAUUCGAGAUCUGUCUAUUUCUGAAGAACGUUAUGGUGAGCUUUCGGCGGGGCACAGAGUCAAGCUCACAGACGAGGAGGAGUAG
Molecule: messenger RNA, 1470 nt
Organism: Beauveria bassiana ARSEF 2860
Lineage: Eukaryota; Fungi; Ascomycota; Sordariomycetes; Hypocreales; Cordycipitaceae
Exons: 7
Coding region: 1-1470 (489 amino acids)
Source: RefSeq, a predicted model, not a curated record